Diatraea saccharalis (sugarcane borer) is the source of this 1071-nucleotide messenger RNA. NCBI's taxonomy places the organism in Eukaryota, Metazoa, Arthropoda, Insecta, Lepidoptera, Crambidae. The record is from the annotation of a GenBank genome assembly.
GAAGCCUUCUACGCCAGUGUGUGUAAAGGUGCCACUUCUGACGCAUCUUUGGCUGAUAUUUUUAUUUUGUCACAAAGUUACAUCGCACUUUGAAAAAUGAAAGCCAUCAUCAGUGCAGUUAUGUGCCUACUGGCAGCGACAGGUGCUUUCGCCGCGGACGCAUGCUAUCAAGACGUGUCCCUCGACUGUGGACAAGCAUCCACCAGCUUAGCCCUGCCUCGUUGUAAUGCGGUGUAUGGAGAAUAUGGAAGGCAUGGCAAUGUUGCCACCGAAAUGCAGGCGUAUGCCAAUUUACACCUGGAGAGGUCAUACGAAUAUCUGCUCUCAGCUGCUUACUUCAAUAACUAUCAGACCAACAGAGCUGGUUUCAGCAAACUAUUCAAAAAACUGUCUGAUCAAGCUUGGGAGAAAACCAUCGAGUUGAUUAAGCACGUCACUAUGAGAGGUGAUGAGAUGAAUUUCAGUCAGCGUAGCACCCAGAAACCCGUGGAACGCAAGAACUAUACCGUGGAAUUGCACGAGUUAGAAUCACUGGCCAAGGCUCUGGACACCCAGAAGGAACUCGCGGAACGUGCCUUUUACAUUCAUCGUGAAGCUACCAGGAACAGCCAACAUCUGCACGACCCUGAGAUCGCGCAGUACCUUGAAGAAGAGUUCAUAGAGGAUCAAUCAAAGACUAUCCGCGAGAUAGCCGGCCACACCACCGAUCUCAAGAGAUUCAUCACCGCCAACAACGGCCAAGACCUCUCGCUCGCUCUGUACUUGUUCGACGAGUACCUCCAGAAAACCGUCUAAAUAUAAUACAUGAAAUGGAAGCAAUAACUCCACUAUUAUAUUUAAAAACUACCAAACAGAACAAUUUUUUUUAUUAUCAGCAACACCUUUUUUAUUUACUUGGCAACACUGUGAUUUGGUAUUGUUUAUGGUGUCCGCCAUAUUCAUGUACAAAAUAGGCUGUUAAAAUGUAUCUUUAAUCAUUACUGUAAUAAAGAUUGUAUAUUAUUGUAAGUAUUUAGACUCAUAGUAGUUUGUAUUUUUCGUUCAUUUCCAAAUAAAGAUUAAAUUACGUAC